Molecule: messenger RNA, 2162 nt
Organism: Panonychus citri (citrus red mite)
Lineage: Eukaryota; Metazoa; Arthropoda; Arachnida; Trombidiformes; Tetranychidae
Exons: 7
Coding region: 1135-1911 (258 amino acids)
Source: RefSeq, a predicted model, not a curated record
AUUUUACUUACUUUCUCUUCUGUUACUAACCAAAAGGUUUUCAUCUUGAUUUCUGGUCGACGCCAUUUUCUUCUUGAUUGGACAUUACACUUUUCUUUUUCUUUUUAGAUUCUUCUUUCCAUUAUCAUCUUCAUCAUCUUCUUUAUCUUCAUUAUCAUAUUUACCUAAUCCAUCAUGUCCAGUUUUCGGUUGAAACAGGAGUAAUAAUGGUGAACCGUUAAUGUGACCAGUAACCUGACCUUCGAUGACUUUCAAAGGGUAACAUACAUUUUGUAUAUUUUGUGGUUAUGUUGAUGAUGAUGAUUAAUUUCAACUUUGAUUAUUGGAUUAUGAUGAUCAACAGUCACGAAUUUAUAAUCACAAGGUUAAAGGUGAAUCUUGAGGCAAUUGGAUAAUCUGAUUAAAGAUUAUUGAAUGAACCCAAAUCCAUUUGUAAUGUGUGUUUAUCAUAUGUUUUAAGAAACAUUUUAUUGCAUGGACGAUGGUGACGAUUGAUUGGUGGACAUUGGAGGUCGUUUUUUAAAUUGACUUUAUGAACUGAAUUUAGAAAAUCAUCUAAGAAAAUGAUUUUUUCUGGUCAACUCAUCGAUUCUUUGAUUUGAUUAACUAAAUUAAACAUAAUCCUUGUCCAAAUCGAACAGCUGAUCUUAAUCAAUUUCAUAUUGAUUAAGAGAUUGAUUCUAGACUCAAGGAUCUGUGGCCGUUACCCCGACCAAGUGACCUGUAAAAGAAAAGCAUUUCGAUUGGUUGACCUUUUCGUGGAUUACGAAAACUGACCAAGAGAUUUAAAGAAUGAGACAUUAAUCAACUUUCUUCAAUUAAUUGACUAUUUAUGUGAAUAAUAAUUAGCCAACAAUUAAGCUAAUGAUCAUUUAUAUUGUGAAUCAAUUUUUAAUUGAACAAUCACCUGAGAUGAACAGGUAACAAUUAACCUUUUAAACCACUUGGGGACACCUUGGAUUAAUACAUAACAUGCUUACUGGCCGUUAAUCAUCAUCUUAAUUUCAUCCGAUAGUUACUUGUGAUUAAUUGUUGAUAACUAGAAAGAUGUAAUAAUCAAGUCUCUCUCUCUUGUUUUAUUUUAGUUUUUAAUUGUAUCAAAUUUAACUAACCAUUAAGUGUCUAUUAAUCAAGAUGAAUCUCUUAUGGACUUUACAGAUUUUAAUUGUUACUUUCAUGCAGAUUAAUUGUGCCACUAACAUUUUAUCAGUUCCUAAUAUUGAUUCAAUAUUAAGGGAUAAAAGUUCAUCUUGUAUCAAUGCAUUAAAUCAGAUUGAUGAUUUAGCUAAAUCAGUGUUAUUAAUGGAUGGGAAAAGGAUUUUACCAAAAAAUGAUCAACUUCGAGAUCAAUUUUGUUCACCCUUGAAACAAUUAACUAAAUUAGGUGGUGUUUAUGUUAAAUGUGCUACUCCAUUUGUUGGUCAAACAGCGACAAUUUUAAUCAAUGGACUUAAAAAACCAGUUAAACAUAUUUGCAGAGGAUCAACUGAACGUUUCAGGAAACAUUAUAUUUGUAUGGACGAUGAUUAUAUUGAUAAAUUGUUGGAGAUUGAGGCUCGAUAUUUAGACUCAUUUGAUGCAAUGAAUUCGGCAAAUUUCUCGCGGGAAAUUGUACUUCCGGGUGUUUGCUGUUCAACUAAUCGACUAUUUGAAGCAAUUAAGACGAUUAAACAUAAUCCAUGUUCAGAUGAAACUGCGACUCCUAAUCAGUUCUUAUUCAGUCGAGUCGAGGAAGCGAUUAGAGACACUUUGGAUUUGGUCUGUGGCACUUAUCCGGACAUGGAAACUUGUAAUAAGAAAGCGCCACGAAUUUUUGAACAGUUCAAAAGCUAUGAAAAAGGACCAAGAGAUCUGAAGGACGAAGCCUUUGUAAUUAGAUUACUUCAACUUUUCUCCAGUUUAUCUGAAUAAUUAGCGAACAAUUAAAACCCGAUUUCCAAUUAGAACGUAAUUUUAUUCAUACUGAUGCUUAUCUAGUUAUGUAAAUAAUGAAUUGAAAUGCUGAUUUUCAAUGAUUACAUCGAGAAGUCAAUUAAGGAAUUGAUUGAUUAACAAUUAACUUAAUUUAGAAUCUACUAUUAAUGUGCCUUGAUUGUCAACCAAUUAAAUGUCAGAAUGUUAACAAUCUGUUAUUAAUCAUAAACAAUUUUUACGAUUCACAA